CAAGCGUGACUGAAUUUGUGCAGCAAUGUAGGCUCAGCAUCACAGCACGGAUGAAAAAUGAAGGUGGAAAUAUCGGGCAUUGCACGCCCUCAGAUGUAUUAUUAUCCUCUAUCCCACGCGUAGCAUUUACCUAUAAAUACAGUAGCUCGUUACAUUUGGUUCAUAUUAUAUUUUGCCACAUUGCUCUGUUCGUCUAACCUCUAAAUCAGGGCCCAUAAUAUUAUUUUCAUGUUUUAGGUUUGACUAUUUAUACUUCUGUAUGCAGUUGUCCGGAAAUAGAAAAGAUAAACGAUAAUGCUUUAAUAAAAAUAAACCUUUUGUGCAAUACUGUGGUUGUGCUGUUGAUGGUCCCUGCAUUAUUUUAGCCAUAGUGGAAAUCCUCCAACAUCCCUGCAAACGCACCGACGCUGUGCGUGCAUGCGUCACGUGACGUCACCGGAAGUGUAGCCACGUCGUCGUUUAGAAGGCGGAACCGGGAAAAGCAGGAAGCUUCAUAUUUAUGACCGUACGAUACGAAUCCUCCAGGUAACUUCACAAUGACUUGGUUUAAACGACGUGUCUUUCACGUUUAAUAUAUAAGAGGCAGUAGAAGAAAGGAGUGGAUGAUGGCCCAGUUCCAGGAAGUAUUAAGGCAGUCCAGUCUUCAUCCUAAACCUGCAGGACUGGUUUUGCAGUAUGGCACUGCUGGUUUUAGAACCAAUGCCAAACACCUGGACCACAUCAUGUUCAGGAUGGGACUACUGGCCACUCUGAGGUCCAAAAAGACUAAAGCCACCAUUGGAGUCAUGGUCACUGCAUCACACAAUCCUGAGGAAGACAACGGGGUAAAGCUGGUUGACCCCAUGGGAGAGAUGGUGACUCAAGCAUGGGAAGGUUAUGCCACCCUGCUGGCUAAUGCAGAACAGCAAGAUGUGCUCACUUCUCUGAAGGAAAUUAUAGAGAAAGAAGCUGUAAACAUGAGCCAGGAGGCAAACGUGUUUUUGGGCAGAGACACCAGGUGCAGUAGUGCCAGACUCUCACAGGCGGUGUUGGACGGAGUUUCUGCCCUUGGAGGUCACAGCAAAGAUUAUGGCUUGGUGACAACCCCGCAGCUCCACUAUAUGGUUUGCUGUCAGAACACAGGUGAUAAAUACGGAGAGGCCACAGUAGAAGGAUACUACAACAAACUCAGCCAGGCUUAUAUUCAACUCAUCAAGCAUGCACCAAACUGCACAGAUGACCAGAAGCACCUCUGUGUGGAUGGCGCUAACGGCAUAGGGGCGUUGAAGGUGCGCGAAAUGGAGGCUCACCUGAAGAGUGGGCUGCAGAUUUCCCUUGUCAACGAUGGCUCCCAAGGAAAGCUGAACGACCAGUGUGGAGCCGACUUUGUCAAAGUGCAACAGAAACCUCCAUCAGGUAUGAAGAUGAACCCAGGGGAGCGCUGCUGCUCCUUUGAUGGAGACGCUGACAGAAUCGUUUAUUACUACACUGACUCUGAAGGACAGUUUCACCUGCUGGAUGGAGACAAAAUUGCUACUCUCAUCAGCACGUUCCUUAAAGAACUGCUCACACAGGCUGGUUUAAACUUGAACAUAGCAGUGGUGCAAACUGCUUAUGCUAAUGGAAGCUCGACACGCUAUCUGGAGGACACAAUGAAGGUAAUAGUGAGAUGUACAAAGACUGGGGUGAAGCAUCUGCAUCACGCAGCGCAGGAGUUUGACAUCGGCGUAUACUUCGAAGCCAAUGGUCACGGAACUGUGCUGUUCAGUAAGUCAGCUGAGGAGAAGAUCCAGCAACUGUCCAAAGACCCCAACACUGAUGACGAGAGGAAGACGGCGGCUCUUCUUCUGCAAAACACCAUCAACGUCAUCAACCAGACUGUAGGUGAUGCCAUAUCUGACAUGCUGUUGAUUGAAGCCAUACUGGCCACCAAAGGUUUGACUGUCCAACAGUGGGACGCCAUCUACAGUGACCUGCCAAACAGGCAGCUCAAAGUCAAGGUGUCAGACCGCAGGGUAAUUGACACAACAGAUGCAGAGAGACGGGCAGUGCGCCCAGCAGGCCUGCAGGAGACCAUUGACAGUUUAGUAAAGAAGUACAGACAGGCCCGUUCCUUUGUGAGACCCUCCGGCACCGAGGACGUGGUGAGAGUUUAUGCUGAGGCCGAGACACAGGAGAGUGCUGAUGCCCUGGCACAUGAAGUCAGCCUUGCAGUGUAUCGCCUUGCAGGAGGAGUGGGAGAUGAACCUAAACCCUUGCACUAGAAACAUUUUCAUAUGAGCAACAAUACUCGAGAAUUCUCUGGAACGUAGGAGCAUUAAAUGAGCAGAAGGAAGGAGAGGCUGACAGGAAGUUAGACAAAGGCAGAGCAGAGUGACAGGACACAGCACACGGCCUCCAGUGAGGGUAAUGAGCACACGGUUGGAGCGCCACCACCUACAGGUACAGCUUCUUCUUACCACCUCUGAGUUUGAGGACACUCAAAGCAGCGAAACUCUGGCAUGAUGUAUAGAUCUACAAAGGUUGCGAGUGACGAAUGGUUCAUUCUUCAUCUGCGUCGUCGGCUGCUCCGGAGAUGGUAAUGAUGCGUUCCUGUGUGUUACUCUCAUAAGUGUCGUCAUCCGUCUUAACUGUUCUGGGAGAAAUGGAGAGCAGGAAAACGGAACAAGAUUAAUAACAGUGCUGUGUGUUUGUGGCAGACUGUACCAAACUACUGCGGUACCUGAUGAGGACGGUCUUCCGCUCAGUCCUCUUAGUUGCUUGUUCCUCAAACCUACUCUCUGUUUGGGUGUCAGAUGAAACCAUCUCCACUCGUCUACCACCUGGAGGCU
Molecule: messenger RNA, 2810 nt
Organism: Betta splendens (Siamese fighting fish)
Lineage: Eukaryota; Metazoa; Chordata; Actinopteri; Anabantiformes; Osphronemidae
Gene: pgm3
Product: phosphoglucomutase 3
Exons: 14
Coding region: 603-2243 (546 amino acids)
Biological process (GO): UDP-N-acetylglucosamine biosynthetic process; carbohydrate metabolic process; hemopoiesis
Molecular function (GO): magnesium ion binding; phosphoacetylglucosamine mutase activity
Source: RefSeq, a predicted model, not a curated record